AUGGCUCUAGUGGAUGGGGCAUUUCAUCUCCACAACGCAGCUACGCCCGGAUCGGCCGCAACCAAUGCUAUUCCUGGAGCCGGGCUUGGCGACCUUAUCUCUGACGCGUCAGGGGGAGAAGAAACCCCGACGAGAAAUCCCAAUAAUGUCCGCUCCUCACCAGCGCCAAGCCGCCUGCCUCCGAUAAUCAGAUCAUUGGCCUAUUCCUCUCAAUCAGCUGUAGCAGAGCUGGUAUCACUUUUGCCUGACUACCAAGCAGCAGCUUUGCUUGUAGAUACCUACUUUGACCGAGUACACUGGUUCAUGCUCAUUUUUCACCAAGAUGACUUCCGGCGGCGGUGGCCGAAGCUUUACAGAUCACCAAACUCGCAGACCUCGCGUUCUUCCCAAAACUUGGGAUUCAUUAGCACCUUUCUGAUGGUUGUCGCUAUUGGUCUCCAGUACAUUGGGGACCAUCGCCGGCAUCUCUUAACCACGUACGGCAUUGACCCAGAUAAGCUCAAAGAACGAAUUUUCUCUGCUGUGAGAACAAGGCUACUGGAUAUAGUUUCUGUAGGCUCCUUAGAGGUCGUACAGAUGUGUGUGCUGCUCGGGACAUACUAUUUGUAUCAUGGUGCACCUCGACUGGCAUGGCCAGUAUGCGGCUGCGGGCUGCGCAUCGCUCAGGCCUUAGGCCUUCAUCGCAAAAGGUCAUCAAGUCCCCAACAGUCAUCUCCGAAGAGUACCACUGCUCGAAAGCAAAAUGAAGCAAAAAAGCGAGCGUGGUGGGCCAUCUAUGAAAUUGAAACGUUCUGUUCGAUGGCAUACGGUUACCCUCUGAGUAUCAAAGACUCCGACUGCGAUGUUGAGCCGCUGGACCCAACAUUUAACUCACCGAUUGGACAAUCACCCUCUUCCUUUGAAGAGCCGCUCACGGGCGAGGCGAGUCUGCUGUCCUACAAAUAUUUCAUGUCGAAAUUAUCUGUUAUUACCAAGGAUGCAUUAUCUGAAUUGUAUAACGUCCGUCUGGAUUCUGCUGAAGGUUCACGGUUACAUCACUCAACCUUGGACCCGUCCUAUGUUAUCGGCAGGGUUCGCACAAUCGAUAUGAAGCUACGGAAUUGGAAUUCAGAGGUUCCCUCCAGGCUACGGUGGGAUAACAUAACUGCAGCGGAUGUUAGCUACUCUUCACCACAGGCAGUUGAUCGGGAUAUUGGUGCAUCGGGACCUGUCUUCGAGAAUCAUAUAUAUCAGCUUCAGGCACUAACUCUCAAACUUGCUUACGAAAAUGCUAAGAUCCUGGUUUAUCGUCCGCUGCUGUCGUACAAGGUCGUUUCACAGUCCAACACUGAACCCAGGGACUACACGGCGUCAACUCCAAGGUCCAUGAGCCCCUUUCGGUCUUCACUGCAGACCUGCCGAGCUGCCGCUAUGAGCAUGGCCGAAAUUGCUUCGCACCCGAUUGUUGAUCUCAUAUCAGAAACCUAUGCCGCGGCCUUUGUCAGCAUCCACACAUUCACGGCUGGUGUAACCCUAGGAAUCCUCAGCAGUAUCGACCCCUUGGGGCCGCAGUCUCGCGAUACCAAGGUCGGGAUGCAUCGUCUCAUGGGCAUUCAGGAGAAACUCACGGAUCGAUCAGUCCUUGCCGCACAGGGUCUCGAGAUCCUUCAGCGCCUAGCCAGGCUCGCGAUGGAGAAGGAACUGAAUGUGAUGCUUGAUGUGUCCAAGCCUAUAGAACUCUCGGGGCCCAGAGAUAAUGAAGGUGACAAUGCAGACAAUGGAUGGAUCGAGCAUCCUCAUCCUAGUGAAAUGCUCGACUCCGCACCAGAUGCUCCUGUGUCUGCAGCAUAUACCCAGCGAUCUGGCGACUUGACUUGUCCCGUCCCUAACCAACAAUCAGAGACUCUAACGGCUAAUUCUACGUACCCGUUCAACAUGGUCAACGAGAACACCCUGCAAUAUAUGGAAGAUCCGACUUUAUCCGAGGCCAUCUAUGAUUUUGAUCAAGCCCUCUCUAUAUACGCCCCUCGAUUAUCAAUGGAUUCUGAAGAGUCAUAUAAUGCGUCGCUUAUCCGCCCCCCUACCGACGAAGGCUUUCCGAUAUUAGAGCAAACGUGGAUUUGGGGCCUGGAAAAUAUUCCACCCUAA
Messenger RNA from Aspergillus bombycis, 2127 nucleotides. Its product is annotated as transcription factor domain-containing protein. Lineage: Eukaryota; Fungi; Ascomycota; Eurotiomycetes; Eurotiales; Aspergillaceae. Gene Ontology annotation, molecular function: zinc ion binding; DNA binding. The transcript is spliced from 3 exons. The coding region runs from base 1 to 2127 and encodes 708 amino acids. Gene Ontology annotation, biological process: DNA-templated transcription. The record is from RefSeq and is a predicted model, not a curated record.